Molecule: messenger RNA, 6473 nt
Organism: Astyanax mexicanus (Mexican tetra)
Lineage: Eukaryota; Metazoa; Chordata; Actinopteri; Characiformes; Acestrorhamphidae
Gene: adcy1b
Product: adenylate cyclase 1b
Exons: 20
Coding region: 35-3466 (1143 amino acids)
Biological process (GO): cAMP biosynthetic process; intracellular signal transduction; adenylate cyclase-activating G protein-coupled receptor signaling pathway
Cellular component (GO): plasma membrane
Molecular function (GO): adenylate cyclase activity
Source: RefSeq, a predicted model, not a curated record
CCCCCCCAGCCCGCCGGGUUUGGAUGGCCGUGCCAUGGAGGAGGAGGCUCCGUUCCGGAGGGUCAAGACGCGGCGCAAGCGGAGCCGGUGCCCGCGCGGCGUGCCGCUGCCCGCGAUCGCGUGCGAGGACGAGUUCGACUGCAAGGAGCUCGAGGCGCUGUUCCGCGGCUACGGCCUGAAGCUAGAGCAGACCGCCACACUCAAAGCGCUCGCGGUGCUCGUGGCGCUGUCCUGCGCGCUCGCGGCGCUCGAGCUGCUCUCCGGCGGGACCGGCGGCGGCGGUAGCAGCGGCGGGAGCUCCGCCACGGUGGCGCGCGCCUCCCACCCGGUGCACGGCGUGGUGUUCGCCUCGCUCUUCGUCGUCACCAACGUGAAGUACCUGCGCGCGGCGCAGCUGCAGCAGAUCGCGCACCUCGCGCUGCUCUUCAGCUUUACCUUCUCGCUCCCGUGCUGCCCGUUCCCGCGCCUCGCGCCCGGCAGCGCCGAGCCGCCCCCCGCGCCGGAGCACGGAGUCUGGCAGCUGAUGCUCGUUACCUUCGUGGCCUACGCGCUGCUGCCGGUGCGCACGCUGCUCGCCGUGCUGUUCGGGAUAGUGGUGGCCGUGUCUCACACCACGGUCACCGCCACCAGCGUCACCGCCCGCACCCACAAACUCUGGAGAACCAUGGUGGCCAACACAGUUCUCUUCACCAGCGUGAACCUGUCGGGUCUGUUUGUGAGGAUUCUGACUGAGCGCGCUCAGAGGAAAGCUUUUCUCCAGGCGAGGAACUGCAUCGAGGAGCGGCUGCGCAUGGAGGACGAGAACGAGAAACAGGAGCGGCUGCUGAUGAGUCUCCUGCCCAGGAACGUGGCGAUGGAGAUGAAGGAAGACUUCCUGAAGCCUCCUGAGAGGAUCUUCCACAAGAUUUACAUCCAGCGGCACGACAACGUCAGCAUCCUGUUUGCGGAUAUCGUGGGAUUCACCAGUCUGGCGUCGCAGUGCACGGCGCAGGAGUUGGUGAAGCUGCUGAACGAACUCUUCGGAAAGUUCGACGAGCUGGCCACGGAGAACCACUGCCGGCGCAUUAAGAUUCUGGGAGACUGUUAUUACUGCGUGUCGGGACUGACCCAGCCCAAGACUGACCACGCCCACUGCUGUGUGGAGAUGGGGCUGGACAUGAUCGACACGAUCACGUCGGUAGCGGAGGCCACUGAGGUGGAUCUGAACAUGCGUGUGGGUUUACACACGGGCCGGGUGCUCUGCGGCGUUCUGGGACUCAGGAAGUGGCAGUAUGACGUCUGGUCGAACGACGUGACCCUGGCCAACGUGAUGGAGGCUGGAGGACUGCCUGGGAAGGUGCACAUCACGCGGUCGACGCUGGAGUGCCUGAACGGGGAUUACGAGGUGGAGCCGGGAAAUGGACAGGAGAGAAACGCCUUCCUGCAGAAGCACAACAUCGAGACUUUCUUUAUAGUUCCGUCUCACCGGAGGAAGAUCUUCCCUGGGCUCAUCCUUUCAGACAUCAAACCCGCCAAGAAGAUGAAGUUUAAGACGGUGUGCUACCUGCUGGUGCAGCUCAUGCACUGCCGCAAGAUGUUCAAGGCUGAGAUCCCGUUCUCCAACGUCAUGAACUGCGAGGAUGGGGACAAGAGGAGGGUUCUCCGCUCGGCUCCGGAGAAGUUACGGAACCGGACGUCCGUAGCUGCUAACGUGACUCAGAGCAGCCCGGGGACCCGAGUGAACCGCUACAUCGGCCGUCUGAUCGAGGCGCGGCAGACGGAGUCGGACACUGCCGACCUGCACUUUCUCACACUCAUGUACAAGUGCUCCGAGCGCGAGAAGAGGUAUCAUCAUUUACACGAUGAGUACUUCACUGGAGCGGUGGUGCUCUCUCUAAUCCUAGCUGCCUUGUUUGGCCUUGUCUAUCUUCUCAUCAUGCCACAGGGGACAGUAGUACUGGUGCUGCUGGUUUUCUGCAUCUGUUUCCUUGUAGCUUGUAUCAUGUAUCUUCAUGUCACUAGAGUGCAGUGUUUUCCAGGGUGCCUCACCAUACAGAUCCGAACGGUCCUGUGUGUGCUCAUAGUGCUCUUAAUCUAUGCUGUGGCCCAAGCUUGUGUGGUGGGCUGCAUGCCAUGGCUCUGGUCUACCAACUCCACCAGCUCCAUCGUCAUCAUUGACUCAGCAGGUGGUGCCAACAGAACCAUGGCAGAGUUGCCCUGUGACGGGGCGCAGUAUGCCUUCUUGGCCUGCAUCAUGGGCACCAUGACCAUGGCCCUGUUCCUGAGAGUGUCCUGGCUGCCCAAGAUGCUCCUGCUGGUCAUGGUGGCAGUCAGCUACAUCACCGUGCUGGAGCUGAGCGGCUACCGCAGGGCCAUAACUGGGGGCAGCGUGGGCUCCUUUAACGUCCGUGGCUUCGAGCCCAUCCUAUCUUUGCUGCUGUUCUCCAGUGCGCUGGCUCUGCACUCCCGCCAGCUGGAGCUCAAGCUGCGCCUGGACUUCCUCUGGGCCACACAGGCGGAGGAGGAGAGGGACGGCAUGGAGAAAGUAAAGCUGGAUAACCGGAGGAUCCUCUUCAACCUGCUCCCUGUACACGUGGCCCAGCACUUCCUAAUGUCCAACCCCAGGAACAUGGAUCUCUAUUACCAGUCCUACGCCCAGGUCGGGGUGCUGUUCGCAUCCAUUCCCAACUUCAACGACUUCUACAUCGAGCUGGACGGAAACAACAUGGGCGUGGAGUGCCUGCGUCUUCUCAACGAGAUCAUCGCUGACUUCGAUGAGCUCAUGGAUAAGGAAUGCUACAAAGACAUUGAGAAGAUCAAAACCAUUGGCAGCACCUACAUGGCAGCUGUGGGACUGGUGCCCACUGUUGGCACUAAGGCUAAGAAGUCUGCAGCAUCUCAUCUGAGCACGAUAGCAGAUUUUGCUAUUGAAAUGUUCGACGUUCUUGAUGAAAUCAACUACCAGUCGUACAAUGAUUUUGUGCUGAGAGUGGGUAUUAAUGUGGGCCCUGUGGUGGCCGGAGUCAUUGGGGCCAGGAGGCCUCAGUAUGAUAUCUGGGGGAACACGGUGAACGUGGCCAGCCGCAUGGACAGCACAGGGGUCCCGGGAAAGAUCCAGGUGACGGAGGACGUGAACCGUCUGCUGCAGAACGACUACGACCUGGUGUGCCGGGGGAACGUGAGCGUGAAGGGCAAAGGUCAGAUGCUGACCUACUUCCUAGAGGGCAAGUCUCAGGGGGCGGGUCAGCGAGCCCCCCAGUUCUCAGCCAGCAUGGAGCGGCGGGUGUUCGCGGUGGGUCGCACCAGCAGCGUCCUCACCAAGACCGCCAGCACCUCGUCCGCCGCCUCGGGACUGGCCGCCAGGGUCGGGGUCAGCAGCGCCCAGCUUGGGAACAACUCCACCACGCCCGCCAAGAGGACCACCACCUACGUCCCCGUGGUGGGGGAGGAGGACGAGGCGGACACGGAGGAGGAAGGGGAGGUGUAGGGUCUGGAGCGAGCUCUGCUCUGCAGGGAGCAGGCCAAAGUCAGUAUGAGGUGCCAAACUGGCCUAAAGUGGAGCUGUAAGGAAAUUUGGAGCUGGUUCGGCUCUGCCGUGAAAUAAAUCGUUUUAUGAGGAGGGUGAAGUACCACCAUCUGCAUUGCUUCAUGCAAUGCAGAUUAGGCUACUAUUGCAGUUUGACCAAUCAGGUAGGUGCGUCAUCAGUAUGGACCAAGCCAAAUGGACCAAAAGGCUUGAGAUUGGUGCACCAAACAAGCCUGAAGUGAGCAGAAACUCAGUGACUCUACAUGGUGACACUUUUUGAUUUCCGUUUUUGGCAAGCUGGAAACGACCACCUUAAAAAAAACAGGAAGGAUACAAAAAAAAUUUGGGACGCUAGUAUGGUGCACCAAAUGGUUCAAAAAGAAAAAAAAGCUACAGUCUCAUGUUCAAUCUCUUCAGGGUAAGGCAUGCUCUGGAAUUUACCGUAUAAUAAAAGUCUCAAAUACUGGAAGAAGGGCAAAGAAAUGAGAAUGGCUAGAUGGAAUUUUGUCUUCCCUUUCUAAUCGUUCAUAUUUAGCUCAUGGUGAAAAAACUAAAAACCAGCAGAACAUCAGAAGGGUUGAGCUGAAGACAGCAGGCGAGUUUUUUUAGUUUUUUGAGCCUAAAAACAUGCAGGAAACUUCAGGAUUCAAGAGUUUAAGAAGCAUCAAGAGCUUUAAAACCUUCAAGAGCUUCACGUCAAAAAUGUAUCAUUAUCAACAAGACAAGACUGGACUUUUUAUGUAUCAUAUGCCAAGAUUAUCCCAUUGUAAAUACUUAGAUGUUCUUAUUCUUCUUCUUCUUAUUAUUAUUAUUAUUAUUAUUAUUAUUAAAUUUGUGUACUAACUUUUUGUAUACUAUUAUACAGUGAGUUUGAGUGCAGUUCGAGUGUAUGUAUGCAUGUAUGUAUGUGUGUGAAAAUGCUGCACCGUGUAAUGAAAUUAGCACAAAAGGACAUAUCACGCACCUCCAUGACACUUUGUCGUUUUAUCUGAAAAAACAAAAAGCAAUUUACUGAGCGAUAUAUAUAUAUAUAUAUAAAGGCUUGUUUUUUUGGGUUGUUACUAUUAUAGAUGUUACUUUUCUGAAAGCUGUGUAGCUUCUGUAUCUACUGCAUUGACUUUUUUAUCAAUCAGGACUUUUUUUUUCUUUCGAGCUGCUGCUGUAGUUUCUUUCUUUCUUUUUUUUUUUUUACUUUUUUCAGGUUAAAGGUUUAGUCUGCGACCGUGGCACUGCACUGGUGACUUCUUUUGUAAAUUUAAUAUAUACAUAUAUAUAUGCUGUUGACAUGUGGAAACUUUCUUCUUAUCAGGGCACUUCUAUUAGAAAUAGAAGACUUUUACGAAUGGCCUCAAACUACUGUAAGUAGAUGCCUGUAGAUGCAACUAUAAAGACUCGAAAGACGUUGGGCAACCGUGAGUACAUUAUAUAUGUAUGUCCGAGUGGCACAGAUCCAGUAGCACCAAUGUAGGAGGAAAUACUACUACUAGACGUUCACUAGAGGGUGCUAAACUUAAGCUGCUGCUGUUGGUUGGUAAUAGGGCUGCACGAUAUUGGGAAAAAAAUGCAUUGGAAAUGUUCUUUUUAAGGCAAUAAACAGGGGUUGGACAAUGAAACUGAAACCUGGUUUUAGACCACAAUAAUUUAUUGUGGUGACGGACAGUUCUGGUGGAAACAGGAGAGUUGAGGUGCACAUUUUUUUAUUGCAUCCACAGUUAAUCCUGUUGGAUGUGAUCCUUCUUGGUGGUAUGCUGACAUUUCCCUGGAUACCGUGGCCCUUGAUGCAUCACAAAGACUUGCUGUCUUGGUCACAGAUGCUCCAGCAAGACGUGCACCAAAAAUUUGUCCUCUUUUGAACUCUGGUGUGUCACCCAUAAUGUUGUGUGCAUUGCAAUAUUUAGAGCAGAACUGUGCUCUUACCCUGCUAAUUGAACCUUCACACUCUUACUGCUCUUACUGGUGCAAUGUGCAAUUAAUGACGAUUGGCCACCAGGCUGCUCCAAUUUAGCCAUGAAACCUCCCACACUAAAAUGACAGGUGUUUCAGUUUCAUUGUCCAACCCCUGUAUAUCAUGAUAUUAAACAAUGCAGAGCCCAUGACGUCACCAGAUCAAGAGCUGAGUCAGAGCCGAGCUCUCAAAACCAGAGGAAAUCAGCAAAACAACACUUAUCUGCCUUUUAAUCAGGCAUUAAAAUGGCUUUUUUAAAGGCAAAUAUGAGCGUUUUUCUGGAAUUAGAAAUUAAAAGCGUGAAUUCAGCUGUAACUGGAAAUAUCUGCACCGCAAAACUUGCACAACUGUGCUGGACUGAGGUGCACAGCUUUCGACACGUGCCCACGUUUACAAGCACGUGCCCAACCAUGUGGAUAGAGGCCAUGCGUGUGGUUACCUCGUGUUAGCUCCUCACACUUCCCUUCACACUUCUGAGGCAGCAGCAGCCUGUCAAUCACACAGUCACAGAGACCGCGCUGUGUAUCUACAGUACUUCUUGUGUCAAUUGGAAUCAAAACAUUGCAACAUGACGUGUUUGAUUGAUUUAAUUGCCUUUAGUGAAAAUGCACGUCCUUCGAUGUGACUGUUGCGCAUGUGCACAUCACGAUGACGAUGCUAUAACGAUAUAUAUCGUGCAGCCCUAUGUUGUUAAAGCUGGUUUUCUGCUAAUGCUAAAGGAAACAGUGCAGUUUAGUGUGUAUUCACAUUUGAUUCAGCUCAUUCAAAGGAUUCAAACGAUUCAAUGAAAAAUCGAACUAAGACAUGUCUGGAGUUUAAAUUUUGGCUGUUGCUUCUUAAAUACACUUAAAAAUACACUUUUCUUUAGUUAUUCUUUCCGGUAUAAUAGUAUGCUACUUUGCUUGGGGCCUAUUUACCACCCAGGGCCUAUUUACAAAGGGCUUGUUACAUUUACAUUCAAUGCAAGAGAGCCCAUAUACAUACAGCUCUGGAAAAAAUUAAGGGAUCACUUCAGUUUCUCUC